CGGCGCUUAGCAUGGUGGGAGGGAAGCACUGAUUGUUGUCGGUUUGCGGCCGUUUGGCUGAGAACUUGUGGAUUUGGUUUGAAUUUUUUUUCUUUCUGUUGGCGGGUACGAGUGACCGGAGAGCUUCACAGGGUGAAAUAAUGGAACAUGUGCAUUUGGCAGCACUAGAUGAAGAGGAUUUGUAUUCAGGAUACAAUGACUAUAACCCAACUUAUGACACAGAGGAACUGGAGAAUGAUGCAGCUUUUCAGCAAGCUUUGAGGACUAGCCAUGGAAGAAGACCACCUAUGACUGCAAAAAUACCAAAUACUGCAGCAGGUACACGUUCCUUUGGGAAUAUGGGGGCAAGAAUGCCAUUGGCUUCUUCAAUGGGAAGGCCAGCAACUGGGAGUAUUCCGGAUGGAAUCUCUGUUGCUAGACCAAUGACAGCAGUGCGUGCAGCAGGCUAUUCUUCUUCAGUCUACAGAGGGUCUGCAUUUGAUCCACUUGGGCAAUCAAGAGGGCCUGCUGCUCCUCUUGAAACAAAGAAUGAAGACACGCCAGAAGAAAAAGUUAAGAAUUUGGAAAAGACUGUGAAUGAGUUGAUCGAAGAAAGUUGUAUUGCUAAUGGGCGUGGUGACCUACAGUUGGCAUUAGAAAAAGCAAAAGAAGCGGGGAGGAAAGAAAGGAUGCUGGUGAGACAGAGAGAGCAAACAGCAUCUGCAGAUCACAUCAAUCUGGAUCUUACUUAUUCAGUUCUUUUCAAUUUAGCCAGCCAAUAUGCAGCAAAUGACAUGUAUGCCGAAGCAUUAAAUACCUAUCAGGUGAUUGUAAAAAACAAGAUGUUCAAUAAUGCAGGUCGGCUUGAAGGUAAACAUGGCAAAUAUUUACUUCAACAAAGGAAUUAUCAGGCAAUAAAAUUUUAUCGAAUGGCACUGGAUCAGAUAUCGAGUUCCCACAAGGAGAUGAGGAUUAAAAUAAUGCAGAACAUUGGAGUUGUUUUUGUCAAAAUGGGACAAUACUCUGAUGCUAUUACGUCCUUUGAGCAUAUUAUGAGCGAAAGCCCAAAUUUAAAAACCAGCUUUAAUCUUAUUCUGUGCUACUUUGCUAUUGGUGAUCGUGAAAAGAUGAAGAAAGCAUUCCAGAAACUGAUAGUGGUCCCGCUUAGUAUUGAUGAAGAUGACAAAUACAUUCCACCAAAUGAUGAUCCACAUAUGAAUCUAGUAAUUGAAGCUAUCAAGAAUGAUCCACUCAGGCAAAUGGAGCGUGAAAGGAAAGCAAUGGCAGAGAGAUUUAUUAUGACUGCAGCUAAGUUGAUAGCACCUGCAAUUGAAACAUCUUUUGCUGCUGGAUAUGACUGGUGUGUGGAAAUGGUAAAGGCUUCCCAAUACGUUGAGCUAGCUAAUGACCUAGAAAUUAACAAAGCCAUUACUUACCUGAGACAGAGGGAUUUUAACCAGGCUGUAGAGACUCUGAAAAUGUUUGAGAAAAAGGAUAGCAGGGUUAAGAGUGCAGCUGCAACAAAUCUCUCUUUCCUUUACUUUUUGGAAAAUGAUUUUGGACUUGCAGACAGAUACGCAGACCUUGCUAUGAUUGCUGAUCGAUAUAACCCAGCAGCACUGACUAAUAAAGGAAACUGUGUUUUUGCACGUGGUGACUAUGAGAAAGCAGCUGAGUUUUAUAAGGAAGCCCUGCGGAAUGAUUCAUCUUUUACUGAGGCACUCUAUAACUUGGGUCUUACUUACAGGAAGUUGAACAGACUGGAGGAGGCUUUGGAUUGUUUCUUGAAGCUCCAUGCAAUCAUGAGAAACAGUGCUCAAGUUAUGUACCAGAUUGCAAAUUUAUAUGAAACGUUGGAGGAUCUACCUCAAGCCAUUGAAUGGCUCAUGCAGUUGAUUAGUGUUGCCCCCACCGACCCACAGGCACUUGCUAAAUUAGGGGACCUGUAUGACAGUGAGGGAGAUAAGUCUCAAGCUUUCCAGUAUUAUUAUGAGUCAUUUAGAUAUUUCCCUUCAAACAUCGAAGGAAUUGAGUGGCUUGGGGCCUACUACAUUGACACACAAUUCUGUGAAAAAGCUAUUCAGUACUUUGAAAGGGCAGCACUCAUCCAACCUACUCAAGUGAAAUGGCGAUUAAUGGUGGCUAGUUGUUACAGAAGAAGUGGUAACUACCAAAAGGCAUUGGAAACAUACAAAGAUAUUCACCGGAAGUUCCCAGAAAAUAUUGAAUGUUUGCGCUUUCUAGUUCGCCUCUCUACAGAUAUGGGGCUGAAAGAGGUUCAGGAAUAUGCCACAAAACUGAAGAAAGUUGAGAAACAGAAGGAAUUAAGAGAACAGCGUGUGAGAUCUGGCAGAGAUGGCAGUGCUCGUGGACGUAGAGAGGGCAGUGCUGGUAGUGAAAAUGGACAAAAUAGCCAUGUUAGCAGUGCCAAAGGAGAAAGGAUGAGUGCCAAGUUGAGGACACUACCAGGAGUUAAUGAUCCUUAUGAAACCAGCACUAAUAAAGAUAUAGAUGCAUCAUAUGUGGAUCCACUUGGCCCACAAAUUGAACGCCCCAAAACUGCAGCUCGAAAACGCAUUGAAGAAGAUGAAUUUGCAGAUGAAGAACUAGGAGAUGAUUUGUUACCAGAGUAAUGACUGCAGUCUCCAAAUAGAA
Molecule: messenger RNA, 2634 nt
Organism: Pristis pectinata (smalltooth sawfish)
Lineage: Eukaryota; Metazoa; Chordata; Chondrichthyes; Rhinopristiformes; Pristidae
Gene: ift88
Product: intraflagellar transport 88 homolog
Biological process (GO): intraciliary transport; kidney development; inner ear receptor cell stereocilium organization
Cellular component (GO): ciliary basal body; ciliary base; centriole
Molecular function (GO): kinesin binding
Source: RefSeq, a predicted model, not a curated record